AUGAAUAACUUAAACGCCCUUACAGACACAACAUUAACUAUUAUGUCGUAUAAUGUCCAAAUGCUACCCGUUCCUUUAAGCAACCAGUUAAAUUUAUCGACCAGACAAGAUGCCCUAAUUGAAUACAUAUGCACCCUGGACGAUCUGCUCAACAUAGAUAUACUUGUUCUAAACGAAGUGUUCACGAGGGACUUUUAUGACUUGCUUACCAAGGGAAAGGUCAAGGAUAAAUUUCCCUACCAUACUAAUGUGAUUGGCAGGAAGGAUGAGGGAACUGUGAAGUGGAGCAAGUCCAUCGCGCAGGUCGAGAAAGACGCAAGGGUGGGGAGUAGUACCAAGGGGAAGACUCCAAAGAAGAAGGCAGCCGAAGGGAAGGUCCCUAAUGACCUGAACAGGAAGGUUGUCAGCACGAAGGCGGCGCCUCCCAAAGGACCACCCUCCAAAGUAACCACAUUAGGAGGAGCCAUUCCAAGGGGACAGAAAACGUCGUCCCUUAACUCAAGUGACACGAACAAUAACAAUGAGGAGGAAGCGGGGGAGACACUAAACCUGGAUUCCAGCGAUGCCAGCAAUAGGAGUGAUUCCGAGUGCAUUUUAUCGUUCCACUGCGGCGUCGAAAGGGGAAACAAAAUAAAGGGAAAGUCAAGCAGUCACAAUUAUAAGGUGGUGGAGAAUAGCAAUGAAAGAAGCAACGAAAGAUUCAACGGGGGGGAUGAGUCCACCAAAACGGAGAGUAGCAACAGCGAUAAAGAAGCACAGUGCAGUGAAACGGACGACGGAAUGGUCUUCCCGGGGGAAAGACAGAAUCUGUGGGUGAAUAGCAGGGGGUCGACCAAGAAGGGUGCUCCCGGGAGGACCCCACAUGCGAACGUAGAUGAGCUCACUAAGGAGAGCAGCAGUAGGAGGAACACAGCCGACUUAGAGAACAACAACGGGGAUAGUAAGUUGAGCACACAGAGUAGUUACCGCACAGAUGGUAAGUUGAGCAUACAAAGUAGUAACAACGCGGGGGAAGAUCACAUAAACGCAAUUUGCGAUAUAACGAGUGAAGACAAAACGAGCACAUAUAACCGUGUGAACAGUGCAGAAAAUUUGAAAGAAAAAAAGUCCGAAGGUAAGAAGAACAAAAAAAAGAACCAACAGAAUAUAAGCAGCUUCGAUUCCGUGUCAGGCAAAUCAAAAUUUUAUCAUUUCCUAAACGGAGGUGUAAUCGUUCUGUCCAAGCACCCCUUUUUACACAAGCAUGCCAUGCUAUAUAGCAACAGUAAAUUUCCAGACAUGUUCUGUACAAAGGGUGCCAUUUACAUAAAAUUGUCUGUUAAUAACAAACCAGUGAAUGUGAUAGCAACCCACUUGCAAGCAGGAGAUUCGAGUGGGGAGCAGAAUUGCAGGUGGAAGCAAUUAAAUGAAUUGAGCAACUGGGUAUAUAAUGGGACGCCAAGUUUGCAUAUAAAAAAAAAUGAGCCCCUUUUUUUUGUUGGCGAUUUUAAUAUUAGAUAUGAGGUAGAUAAAUCAUUUUUUGAUAAAGUACUGUCCAGUGAUUGCUUAAAUAGCUACGUGACAAAGAAGGCACUGGAAACGACUUUCGAUUCUUACCUGAACGACUACUGCAUGCAUAUGGAGCGUGAUUACUCCUUUAAAUAUAAAUACACGUUAGACUAUAUAUUGGUAAAUAAGGACUGCAACGUGAAGACCCUCGUGCCACAGACAGCCAUUCAGAAGGGCUACCGGCCAAUUCAGAUCAUAAAAUGUUUGUUCGGCUUUAUUCCUUACAAAUGUACUUACGUGCAUCACCCCAGUGACCACUUCCCGAUAUAUGCCACGUUUAAAAUUCCGAAUUAG
Molecule: messenger RNA, 1842 nt
Organism: Plasmodium coatneyi
Lineage: Eukaryota; Apicomplexa; Aconoidasida; Haemosporida; Plasmodiidae
Product: Sphingomyelin phosphodiesterase
Exons: 1
Coding region: 1-1842 (613 amino acids)
Molecular function (GO): sphingomyelin phosphodiesterase activity
Source: RefSeq, a predicted model, not a curated record